GGAAGCGGCGAGGCGCCGAGGUGCAGCCCGACCGCCGGCCCCGCCAUGCCCUACGCCAACCAGCCCACGGUGCGCAUCACGGAGCUGAGCGACGACAACGUCAAGUUCAUCAUCGAGAACACCGACCUGGCAGUCGCAAAUUCCAUCAGGAGAGUGUUCAUAGCAGAAGUUCCCAUUAUAGCUAUAGACUGGGUUCAGAUUGACGCCAAUUCGUCAGUGCUGCACGAUGAGUUCAUUGCACACAGGUUAGGUCUGAUCCCACUUACCAGCGACGGUGUGGUUGAUAAGCUGCAAUAUUCCAGGGACUGCAACUGUGAUGAGUUUUGUCCCGAUUGUUCGGUGGAGUUCUCUCUCGAUGUCCGGUGCAACGAGGACCAGACCCGGCAUGUCACAUCUCGGGAUUUGAUCUCCAACAACUCCCAAGUUAUACCGGUGACAUCCAGGAGAAGGGACAAUGAUCCCAAUGACUACGUUGAACCAGAUGACAUCCUGAUUGUCAAGCUACGCAAAGGCCAAGAGCUAAGGCUCCGGGCCUAUGCUACGAAGGGCUUUGGUAAGGAGCAUGCCAAGUGGAACCCCACAGCAGGUGUGGCCUUUGAGUACGAUCCAGACAACGCCCUGCGUCAUACAGUCUACCCCAAGCCCGAGGAAUGGCCAAAGAGUGAAUAUUCUGAAAUUGAUGAAGAUGAAGCCCAGGCUGCCUAUGACCCCAACGGGAAGCCUGAAAGGUUUUACUACAAUGUGGAGUCCUGUGGUUCUCUGCGUCCUGAGACCAUUGUGCUCUCGGCCUUAUCAGGCCUGAAGAAGAAGCUGAGCGAUCUCCAAACUCAGUUGAGUCAAGUGAUCCAGAAUGAAGUGUUGACCAUAAACUGAUGUUAGUUAACUGCUUGGAACAACCCUGGUUUCUGGGAAUGAUAAAAGCAGCCGAGAUCAGAAGCGGGCCUAAUUUGAUCAGCGGAAACUCUGCCUCUAAAUCCGAUACGCAUUGGUGUUUUUCUCUUGCUAACUUUGGGUCAAAACAGUAUUGCUUGUUGUAAAUCAGUGUUUGUCAACCUCAGCCAUUUUAAAAUAUGUGGACUUUGAAUCCCAGAAUUUCCUGGCCACCAUAAUGCAUGGACUUUAACUC
This is a messenger RNA of Protobothrops mucrosquamatus (brown spotted pit viper), 1126 nucleotides long. It is a transcript of the gene POLR2C, whose product is annotated as RNA polymerase II subunit C. Gene Ontology annotation, biological process: DNA-templated transcription. Gene Ontology annotation, molecular function: DNA-directed RNA polymerase activity; DNA binding; protein dimerization activity. The transcript is spliced from 9 exons. Lineage: Eukaryota; Metazoa; Chordata; Lepidosauria; Squamata; Viperidae. Gene Ontology annotation, cellular component: RNA polymerase II, core complex. The record is from RefSeq and is a predicted model, not a curated record. The coding region runs from base 46 to 873 and encodes 275 amino acids.